Messenger RNA from Hermetia illucens (black soldier fly), 2309 nucleotides. RefSeq names its product H/ACA ribonucleoprotein complex non-core subunit NAF1. The coding region runs from base 160 to 2085 and encodes 641 amino acids. Gene Ontology annotation, molecular function: RNA binding. NCBI's taxonomy places the organism in Eukaryota, Metazoa, Arthropoda, Insecta, Diptera, Stratiomyidae. Gene Ontology annotation, biological process: pseudouridine synthesis; box H/ACA snoRNP assembly; ribosome biogenesis. The record is from RefSeq and is a predicted model, not a curated record. Gene Ontology annotation, cellular component: sno(s)RNA-containing ribonucleoprotein complex. The transcript is spliced from 2 exons.
ACGUCAAAAUACAAACAAUGUGUGGCGGCACUUGAAUUAAGUCAUUUACGUUAGGCUUCCGAGUGGAAUUCAACGUAUUCUGAAGCAAACACAAUUUAACUGCAGUGCGAACGUGAAAGGUCGUGAAGAUUGCUUAAUUAUUUCGUGAUAUUGAAAGUCAUGUCCGAUAAUUCGCCGCUCGGGGAUCCAAACGUUAAAUCAGGGCAGGAAAUUGUGGAAGUUCCGCCUGAACAAAAAAUGCGGAGUGACGUUACAAGUACUGAUGAGGAAGGUACGGCAAAUGAUAGCAUAGGCACCAAAAACGAGUUGGAUAAGGGCACUUCCGUGGAAAGAUCUGCCGAGCAACCAAAGAAUAUGCCUUCAAAGUGUCCGGGAGCGAGUGAAACCGUGGGUGAAGUGACGCCACCUGACUCAACCGUGAAGGCUUCUCCGAAUGGUAUAAAUCAACCUGAAGAAGUAGAGAUGGACACCACGGGGGUCGCAAACGAUGCAACAGCUCCAACAGAAACGAAGGACAGCAGAGCCAUUGAAGAAGGAACUGCCGGUACUGAUACGGAGCUCAGCGUUAAUAGAGUCGCCCCCAUCACAAUUUCACCACCUGUUGCAGGUGAUCAUGAUACUAAUAAGAAUAUUUCUGAUAAAAUGUCUACCUCAUCGUCGCCUACCAUUUGUCAAGACGUGGCAAGCUCAACAGCCAUGCAGACAGAAAACAAUAAUGUAACUUCAACAGAUAAUUCACAGUUUACAAUACCAGCAGCAAUCGCAGAAAUAGCAGCUCGCGAAAUCCAACAACUAGAACUAACAACUGCUUCAAUACUUAAUCUGGGCGCUAAAGAUAUUCAUACACUGCCGGUUACUGUUACUCCUAAAUUACCUAGUUCCGGACUGGGUUUACUAGCGUCUCAGUAUGAUUCCUCAUCAAGCGAAAAUGAAAAUUCCUCUCCUAGUAGUGACGAUGAGAGUGAUAGUGAAGAAAGCGUUCGAGAAGUACCACUGAAUCCCGAUGUGAGUGGGCCCUAUCGCACUGGAGUGAUAGAAAUAAACUCCGAAUCUGAUUCAGAGUCGGAUUCACCUGAUUCAGAUAUCGAAUUCAUAAGUCAAACAAAGGAGUUGGAGAAAAUCAUUGACGUAGACAUGAAUGAAGACGAUGAAGAAAUUACAGGAAGUAAGUCUAGGGGACCAAUGCGCGUUAAAGGAGAAAUGCUUUUAGAAGAUUUACCACCCAUUCAAGAUCUACAUAUAACUGUCCCUGAAACAGAAUGUGUCGAACUGGGGAAAAUACAUUCAAUAGUCGAUCAAUUAGUUCUGGUUGACUCCAUUCCCGGAACAGCUGCGCUGAAUUUAGACACAGUGCUAUUUUUGGAUAAAGGACAAAAAGUACUUGGUGAAGUUUUUGAUGUUCUCGGACAGGUUACUUCGCCAUUGUAUUGUGUACGUUUUAAUUCAUGCAAGCAAAUAAAGGAAAGAGGCGUAGAAGUGGGACAAACUGUAUAUAUAGCCCCAAGGACGGAGCACACGUAUUUUGUUAUAUUGAAAGAUAUGAUGAAGCUACGAGGUUCCGAUGCCAGCUGGGAAAAUGAUAUAGAACCAUCCGAGAAGCAUUUAGACUAUUCGGAUGAUGAAGAAGAGCGUAAUGCAAGACGAGCACUACGCAAUCGUGAUCGAGGUGGCGAAGAAACAGACCCAAGUAAAAGACAACGCCCGGCGCAGUCACCUUCACCGUCUCCAUCGCCAUCGCCUCACCAUCACCAAUAUCCAAGCAAUCGUUUCUCACCGCGCGCUCAUUACCAAAGACCACGACCUCGAUAUCGAUCCGAGGGUCCACCGGGAGGCGAUUUCAACCAAGGAUUCAAUUAUCCAAAUUAUAAUCCACGACCGUACCUACCAACACAAUUUCCACCACCAUUCGCUUACGGCCCUACAAAUGCUAGUUGGCAUGCAAACUUCAAUCAACCACCUCCUCAACAUCCUGCAAAUACAUACCCAUAUCCUUUCAAUCCACAUUACCAACGAAUGCCAUUUGUACCACCGCCGGAUGCAAUGCAGCAGUCGCUGUUUCCGCCGCCGCCACCACCGCCCCAGUGAUUCCAUGCGUUCCAUUUUCACUUCUUCAUUAGAUCGAAGUAAAAUUAAAAUGAGAGUCGAUUUUGGUUUUAUCAUAAUGUAGUAGAUAUAAUAUAUAUAUAUGUUAAAAAUAAAUACAGAACGUAAAUGAAAUUUGUGUUGUUUGUGUAAAACUUCUGACAUCAAAAUAGUAAGAAUUUAUUUUCUUUAUUAGAUUUGAAUUUUCGACUUCAAUAGACACUAGU